AAAGAUUGAUUGAUUGUCAAAAUAGGUAAACAAUACUUUGUCGGCGUCUGAAUUCCACAAAAUCCUCAGAAUACAAACGUAAAAUUUAAUGAUGGAGUCUGCGGGAACAGCAGUAGAAAAACCAGCAAUAAAUCCGAAAAUAACUACGUCGGACAAGAAGGGACGCCACCGUAAAAAGCAUAAGUUCAACGCGAUCCGUGGUCAAAUGGAAUUCUACUUUUCGGAUGCAAAUUUGUCAAAGGAUCGAUAUCUUGGACAAUGUAUCAAAAAUAACCCAUUUAUCCCACUCGAAGAGUUCCUAAAAUUUAAUCGAAUUAAAAAGCUCACUGAUUGCAUCGAGGACAUUGCUACAGCUUUGAAAAAUUCGGACCUUCUGCAACUAUCGGAAGAUCGAAGCAAAGUUCGUCGGGUAACGGAGCUACAGGAACGGGCUAACUGUGAAGAGUGCACGAUCUACGUGGAAAGUCUCCCGCCGAAAGCGGACCACGAUUGGGUGCGAAAUGUUUUCUCGGCAUACGGCAAAGUUGUGUACGUUUCGUUGCCAAAGUUUAAAUACUCGAAGAAGAUAAAAGAGUUUGGAUUCGUUGAGUUUGAGGAACAGUCCAGUGUUGUGAAGGCUCUUAAGACAUUUCAAGCGUUCGGCGGUGUGCUGACCUAUGAGGACACCGAGCCGGACAAGUUGCUCAGCAUCGCAAGCUUCGGUCUGGACAAGGAGAAGCCAUCGCAUGAAGAUAGUGUUGGGGAAAGCGCGAAAAAUGACGCAGAGAAAACUGGACUCACGGACGGGAAAGAGUCAAAAGAUGAAGAUGUCUUGGAGGAACCACCGUCGAAGCGAAUUAAGAUAAAUGAAGCGAAUGAAUUCGGUGCGAAGGACCCUAAAGAAAGCGUCAAUGAAGACACUACCAGCGAGCCUGAUAGUGAAACGGGGGAUGACGAAGGUAAAAAACCUGAAGGAAGUGAGAGCAAGAAAAAGAAGCGGCACAGGAGAGGACCCAGUGCGGUCAAGAAAGAAAUUCAACAAGACGAUAAAGUUUAUGAAUUGAAAAUUAUGCCAAAACAAGAGUGGCGACGGCUUCGAAAUAAGUAUUUGAAUCUACAAAGAGCGGAAGCCAAAAAGCUGAAGAAAAUUUUCAGUGUCAAUAAUCGCUUCAAUAAACCUCAGCAAAAUCGAACACCGAAUCAAACAGUUUCGGCUUCCAAAGCGGUAAAAUCCUCACCCCGUGUCAAUUUCUAUGGCGCUCUGACAGAUGAGGAAGCCGCGGCUGAGGCCACCAAAUUGGAAGAACAAGAUCAGCAGAGCAAGAAACCCUUGUUUUCGUUCGAACCGGGCCUGAUUGUGAACAUUAAAUUCCGCGUUCCGUGCGUCAAUGUAAAGGAUUUCAAAACGGAACUAAAGCAGUAUCCCUAUGUAAAGUAUAUUGAUCUGAAGGAGGGCGACAUGGAUGCCUUCGUUAGAGUGGAUAAAGUCGGUUCAGCAAACCAAUUGCUGAAAGAAUACAGUACGGCAGAAUAUAUUGCGCAGAUUUUGAGUGGCGAAACGGAAAAAAGCUACUGGGACAAAAUUAAACAGGAUCGGGAGGAUAAACUGAGCAAAAAGGUUAAAGUGGAAAGAUUACGCGGUCGUACCAAACUGCUGAAAAAGGUGAACACACAUAUCAAGUUUGAAGAUGAAGAUUGA
This is a messenger RNA of Toxorhynchites rutilus septentrionalis, 1678 nucleotides long. It is a transcript of the gene Larp7, whose product is annotated as la-related protein 7. The record is from RefSeq and is a predicted model, not a curated record. Gene Ontology annotation, molecular function: mRNA binding. Gene Ontology annotation, cellular component: nucleus. Bases 89 to 1678 code for a protein of 529 amino acids. Lineage: Eukaryota; Metazoa; Arthropoda; Insecta; Diptera; Culicidae. Gene Ontology annotation, biological process: RNA processing. The transcript has 3 exons.